Molecule: messenger RNA, 4320 nt
Organism: Cyprinus carpio (common carp)
Lineage: Eukaryota; Metazoa; Chordata; Actinopteri; Cypriniformes; Cyprinidae
Product: EYA transcriptional coactivator and phosphatase 3
Biological process (GO): cell differentiation; negative regulation of extrinsic apoptotic signaling pathway in absence of ligand; multicellular organism development
Cellular component (GO): nucleus
Molecular function (GO): protein tyrosine phosphatase activity
Source: RefSeq, a predicted model, not a curated record
GUUUUGUGAUUUGAAGGAACGUUUCUGCGCAUGCGCGUUGCGAAUUGUAGCGACUUCCUGCCAAAUAGUUGUCCCUAACAACACACAGCACCUCACCGAGGGAAUUUCAGUUCAAGGAAACAUAAAGUUUCCUCGGAAGUAGCACUUGGUGACAUGGGCCUUGGCCAAAGCAGAAGCAGCAGAGACUGACGGCGCAGAUUUACCCACAGCCAUGGACGAGUCGCAGGAGGUGCCCGAGCUACCUACAAAGAAAGCUCGGCAUGAUCCAGAAGUGAAUCAGGAGGGUAAUUCACGAAGUGUGGCUGCUAAUGAUCGCAGUGACUCUCCUAACCGGAACGAAUCGACAGCUCGGUCAGAGGUCAAUUCAUAUCCACCGUCAUCUGUUGCUCACUUGCACAUGAUUCCUGGAGGUCCAGGCCGGUCAAAUCAAGAGACGAUAUCAAGAUCCCAGGGCUGUGUCUCAGAAAAUGCUUAUGAUCACAAUGCAGUGACAUGCAAAGACCUCACCACAACCACAGCCACUGAAUAUACCUCACAGAUCUACCAAGGAAGCAACACUGCUGUCACUGCAUAUGCCAGUCAAGUGGCUUUCCCCUCCCUGGGCCAGUCGACCGCAUACAGCGGCUUCCCUCAGUCCGGCCAGACGUACGGACUGCCACCAUUUGGCACCAUGUGGCCGGGCUUAAAGACAGAGUCGCAGCUGCCCGAGGUGCCCUCUGUUGGUCAGAUGGGGUUUCUCAGCUUCAGCUCAGCCUAUACCUCAACCCAACCCAACCAGAUCCACUACUCCUACCCCAGCCAAGGUUCCUGCUUCACUACAUCCAGUGUAUACACUAACAUCCCUCCAGCAGCUGCUGUGACCACAACUACCGGCACACAUCAGGAGUUUUCCAGCUACAACUCUCUUGGUCAAAGUCAGUUCUCGCAGUACUACACUCCUCCUCCCAGUUACCUGUCCGCUGGGUUGCCCAGCAGUGAUAGAGAUGGAACAGGUGUGGUGGCACCUGAAUAUCCAGCCAUUAAAACUGAAGGCAGUGCCUCAGCAAACCUGCCCGACACAACGGAUGCAUCCCCGGGUGUGACGAUCCCAACAGGUGUGGCUCUGCCUGCUGGGAUGGCCCUCCCCACAGGAGCACGGGACCAAGACGAGACCAACCCCAGAAACCCUCCAGGCAAAGCUAAAGGCAAAGCUAAGAAAUCUGAUGGUUCCCAAUCCACAGACAAUGACCUCGAGCGCGUCUUCUUGUGGGAUCUGGAUGAAACCAUCAUCAUUUUCCACUCUCUUCUUACCGGCUCAUUUGCACAGAAGUUUGGCAAGGAUCCAGCGACAGUUCUCAAUCUGGGUCUUCAGAUGGAGGAGCUGAUCUUUGAGCUCGCAGACACUCAUCUCUUCUUCAACGAUCUGGAGGAAUGUGAUCAGGUCCAUGUUGAUGAUGUUGCCUCAGAUGACAAUGGGCAGGACUUGAGCAACUACAGCUUCUCCAGCGAUGGCUUCAGCGGGCCCAGUGCAGGCAGUGGUCCAGGGUCCACCACAGCGGUACAGGGAGGAGUGGAGUGGAUGCGUAAGCUGGCCUUCAGAUAUCGCCGGCUCAAAGAGAUCUACAAUGGAUUCAAAGGGAAUGUGGGAGGUCUGCUGAGCCCAAUGAAGAGAGACCUACUGCUCAGGCUGCGCUCUGAGAUCGAGACUGUUACAGAUGCCUGGCUGAGCACUGCCCUCAAAUCUCUCUUGCUCAUUCAGUCGAGGGGUAGAUGUAUGAAUGUUCUGGUCACCACCACUCAGCUGGUUCCUGCUUUAGCUAAAGUGCUUCUCUAUGGCCUGGGUGACGCCUUUCCCAUUGAGAACAUCUACAGUGCCACUAAAAUAGGAAAAGAGAGCUGCUUUGAGCGCAUCAUCUCUCGCUUUGGGAAGAAAGUGACCUAUGUUGUUAUAGGGGACGGUCGUGAUGAAGAGUUUGCAGCAAAGCAGCACAACAUGCCCUUUUGGCGAAUCUCUUCUCACGGAGACCUGAUUUCCCUUCACCAAGCUCUGGAACUGGACUUCUUAUAGAUGGAGCUGGAGGUAAGACAUGGAUCUCUCCAGCUGCACCCAUCAGUAAUCCCAUCCACCCCUCACCUGAUCCGGCCCAGCCGUGGAGCAGCUGACGUAGACUCUGGGACGUUAGCGGUCACAGACAAGAACUCAAGACGGUCUGUGACACGACCUUCCCUCAAUGGCAGCUAUCCUCCCCUUAGGUUGAAUCUUGCACUGGGACGCCACACAACCAUACACAAGGAAAAGAGGAAAUAACUGUCUCACUGCAUCUUUCUCUUGGAACAAGGAUGUACUUUACCAUCUUCAACAUAACUGGAUUCACCAAAGGAACAACCCAUGACCAAAGGUCUGCACUGGCACAGAAACUUAGGAUUAAACUUCGUUUAAGUCUUUUUCGGCAUUCUUUUUAAAGGGCUUAAAAGUAAGUUGGAGUCAUUUUGAUUUUUGCACUCAUUCCAAAGGUCAGGUUCUCAUGAGAUGGCAGGUUACAUGCUUUAGAAGCCUCCAAGAAAUGAUGCAAUUGUUUCAGUUCUUAAAACGAAUCGCAGAUGUGUACAGAUGGUACCAAUAAGGUUUAGCAUAGAUCCCACUUCAUUUUUACCACAUCUAUGGAUUUUCCUAAAUGUUCCUCAGUUCCUGGGAUGUACUUUCGUUUACUCUUCAUUCACACUUCAUCAUUUCAGCUUUGAAUUGGGCAAUAUGAUGAAUUACAGAGUGCCUACUGGAAACCAUUUGUUUUUGUACAGUUUGCAUCUCUUUUUCUUUGAAAGAAUAAAUCGCCCAAACAUGAGAAUUCAAAUUAUUUGUUACUUUUGUUUCAAUGUCCACGCUGCUCUGUUGCAUACAAUUAAAAUUUGAAUGGAAAAGGGGACUUCAAACUCCAAGAAUCACCAUAAUUCAAAUACAUCUAGUGUGUUAUCUGAUGGAAGUCAUAAUGAGUACAGACCUAAAUUGAAAUGAUUUGCAAGCAGUCUUCCCCUUUGUUUAGCUCUAAAGUCUAAGUCAGUUAUUAGUGAUUUGAUAAUUUCAGAAAACUUGGAUCUCGGCAACCUCUCUCUACUCACACUUUACUGUAUGGAAAAGAGCAUUUUGGUGUUAAGAAAGUUGAGUUUUAUGGGUUUGAAUCAACAAAACGACUUUUUUUUUUUUUUUAAGCCAUUUCUUUAAAAAUCCAUUAUCAAUGUGAUGUUUUGAGGGGAACAUAGGCUCCUGGAUUGAUACUGUCCCAUGUUUAAUGUCUAUAAUGCAAUUAUGAGCCACAUGAACUAACUGAAUUCUCAUCCCCUGAGGAAAGUCACAUGGCUGAGUGGGAUUUUGUAAAAUUACCUCUUGCAUAUAGCCCAAAUUCCCCAUGGAUUUGAAGCUGCAGUGCCCCAGCCUGUGACCGCUUUCUUUCAUUUGGACAUGUUUGGGAGAAAAACUGUGUGAUAGUGUGCAAUACAUUUCUGGUCAGAGAUAAUUGAUUUUCAAUUUUGGUUGAAGGUGGUUUUACGAGCCGGUUUGGGUGUAAGAUUCCUAACCGCUGCGAGAUUUUGACUGAACAUUACUGAGCCUGAAGAAAAAGCAUUUUUACUCAAGCAGCUUUGACAAUUAAGAAUGUGUAAUCUUCGUUUGUUUGCAUAGAUGUGUGUGUGUCUGUGUUUUUUUCCCCCUGUAUAUAUUUAUAUUGUGCCUUUUAACUAUAAUCAGCAUUCAGUAAGUUUGUAUUAUCUUAAAAGGGAAUUACUGAAAUAUGACAAACAUAUGUUUGUAUUGUUUGUUUUUCUGGUGAAGUGUUACCUUUGACAAAUAGACCUAUGCUGUUAUCUGUUGUUUUCUUUUAGUUUGGUACUUUUGAUGUGCUCUGACUUCUUUUCUGUAGAAAUCAUUUUCUCCAUAGCUCAGCCAAUCAGAUGCUGUUGUUCUUUAACUUGAAUCAUAAAAAAACUGCUCUUCUGGUGCUUCUUUCCCCCAUGUCCUACUUUGUUUCCUGCAUUUUUCAGGAAAACAAAAAAAGAUUUAGUCCCUGUAUACUGUCUAUUAUCUACACUAACUGAAGAUACGUGACACUAUCAUUGUGAGAUCUUGGGAUUUGUUAAUAAUGCAGACAAUCAAGGGAUGUAAUGGCUCUUCUAGCCAGAGAAUAAAUGCUCGAUCUAGCUCUGAGCUUGAGCUUUUAGAUCAGUUGGAGAACUUCUGGCUUAUUGAAACCGGCUGAAGAAGCAAAUCUCUGUACCUACACUGUUUAUGGUUUUGUGUAAGUGACGUUCAUUAAAUACUUUGAGGCUGGCCUACCUGCUUGGCUUGUU